Molecule: messenger RNA, 1003 nt
Organism: Cylicocyclus nassatus
Lineage: Eukaryota; Metazoa; Nematoda; Chromadorea; Rhabditida; Strongylidae
Source: the annotation of a GenBank genome assembly
AUGCAGUGCCGAAUUUUAGAUCAAACAUCAAUCAUUGUUAAGCCAAUUUUCGUGAACAUCACAUUAGCAAGUGCAUCUCUGCUGUCCGUGGAUUGGAACGAUGAACGACUUUCAUGGAACCCAUCCAAUUUUGAUGAGAUUAAUGGAUUUUAUAUCAAUCAGAGUUUCAUAUGGCAAGCAGAUGUGUUAGCGUAUAACAGCCGCUCUUUUUCUGGUAUAACUUCCGCUCCGCAGCACGUUUACGUGCACAGCAACGGUGAUAUCAAUUCCUUUGUGUACAACACCGUUUCAUUCACUUGUCUGAUGAAUGCAAGUAUGAGGGACUUUCCCUUUGAUAAACAACUCUGCUCUGUAGAAUUUACGUCCUAUACCUUCUCAAGUCGCGAACUUCAAAUUGAUUGUAGUGUACCGGAGGAUUUCGGCCACUCAUCCGCUAGUAAUAAUGAAUGGAUUGUUGAUGGCAUUACAUGUUCAACGUCCCGCGUUCAAGACGAAGUCGGACCCGAGUACUAUUUGGUCAAGUUCACAUUUCAAAUGCGACGCUUCUGUCUGAUCUACGUUGUCACCAUAAUAUUGCCUUCCUUCGUACUUACGCUUCUCUGCGUUCUUGGGAUGUUUUGGUCGAGGGUCAAUCACGAUGAUUACCUAACAAAAAUUGGGUGUGGACUUUCCGCCAUUGUUGCAAUGUGCACAAUUCUUCAAAUUGCUGGGCAAAGUAUGCCCAAAACCAGAGAGCUUCCCUCAUUAUUUUACAUUAUGGCAAAUUUGAUGCUAAUCUCUGUUUCCAUAACUGUUAUUACCACAGCAUCCAAGCCCUUUCACUUGCCAAAAUUCAAGAUAUGUUAUUUAUCACAAAGGUGGUUUCGUCGACUGGAUUUUAUUCUGAACGUGGAGUUCGAAUUUGCUUGUUUAUUGGUAUUUUUACUAGCAACGGUUGCCAAUCUAUUGAUGCUAGCGUCAAGAGCAUAAAUGUUCUGCCUCAAUUGCUGAGCAGUCUCUCUCC